AUGGUGGCCCUGAACAAGAGCACAGGCACGUCACGGGGUUUUGGCUUUGUCAAGUUUCGCGACCUGCACAGCGCCGAUCGUGCCGUGACAGCAAUGCACGACGCGGAUGUUCAGGGUCAACGGCUCGUGGUGCAGCGAGCUCAGGCCAAAGGCACAGGGCGGGGCCGGGGCCCGCCACCUUUUUCCGAAGACGAACGAAUGCGAGGAUCAGUACAUCCCCAUUCGCGUCGCCGAAGCCCUGCACGGCGUCGUUCACCCGCUCAUCGAGAUGGAUUCGACACAACAUACCAGCCUGGGCAUUAUCACAACGCCGUUGAUCGCCCAGAUGUGCGCGCAGCCGCAUACCACCGCAACUCACCUCCGCCAGCUGCCUUGUCUGGUGGCUAUGUGCCAGGCAUGCGGCGUGCACCCGAGUCAACACCUUCGCGCGAGGUUCGGGGCGCCCCCCCUACGCAUGAGCUUCGGCCGCCACCUCCGGGCUACACACGGGAACCUGUCCCGGACUACUCGCGCAAGCCCGUGUCAAAUGCCUACGUGCCCGGCGGUAGUCGAAAACCACCCAGCCGUGACUAUGUAGGGGCCGCUCGAUAUGAGCCUGGACAACGCGGCGCAUAUUCACGUGAGGAGCGUGAUGCUGAUCGUCGCUCCCAUGUUGGGCUCGACUCUCGCGCCGAGCAGCAGCCCCAGAGGCCGUCAGCAGCACGCCACCCUUCCCCCUAUGCUUCGCAGCGAGACCGUUUGCCCUCGCCCGCUCCAUCACCGGGCGUGUAUCAACCAGGCAUGAGGGCCGUAACCCAAGGCCAGCGGAGUCCUAUGCGGCAAGGUUCUUCCGGUGAGACGGCGCGCUAUGCGCCAGGUGCUCGGCAAGCACGCGAGACCCACGGCACGAGGCAACCUGAGGCGCGUCCCGAGGAGUCAUACUACCCCAGGGCUCGCCAUGACACACCAACGGGCCGUUACCAGCCCGAUGAAGCGAGUGAGCGUCGGAAUGGCAGCUACCAGGCCCAUAGCGGGUAUACUCCAGGGGGACACCCGCGAGAUGCUGCAGGGAGGCACCCAGCAGGACGCCAUGGACCAACCAGUUCAGGUUACGAGGCGCGACCGUCUCGGCCCGAAUCACAGGAGCACCGUGGAUAUAACGCACCGACAGCCACGCGUAACCGUGCACACGAAGGCCGCGGUGGAUACGAUGGCUACAGCAGCUACGAUGGAUAUCAGGCCUCAGGUGGACCACCCCACGCUUGGCAGGAAGGAGCAUCACAGCCAGCACGAGAGCAAUUUGCGCGCCACCGAGCUAGAGCCCCGAAUGACCGUUCACGUUAUUGA
Molecule: messenger RNA, 1326 nt
Organism: Monosiga brevicollis MX1
Lineage: Eukaryota; Choanoflagellata; Craspedida; Salpingoecidae
Exons: 3
Coding region: 1-1326 (441 amino acids)
Molecular function (GO): RNA binding
Source: RefSeq, a predicted model, not a curated record